AGUUUGAGCGUGUCGUGAACUGUUUCCAGUCGGAACUAUUUUGGUAACGCGCAGGAGGAGCCGGCGCUGCGCCACAGCUGCAUCCGGUUGCACUCUUUUCAGAAGUUUGCUGCUGGAAGUUGUUUCCUUUCCCACUAAACUACCUCAGAAAAUAAAGCCGGUUAUACGUUAGACACCUUAACUUAACUACGGCGUAGCAUUUUAUGAAUAAUAAUUACUAUUUUAUGAUGAAUAGCUUCAUAAAGUAAGCUAGCAACAAAGAAGAGAUGGAUGAUGACAGAUGUGUGACACCAGCGUGUUAUCUGAUGGUUUAACGUCUUAUUUAACCACAGAUUGAAAAAUGGUGCCAUUAAAGAGAAGAAAAGUCGUCCCCUCAAAUGCUGUGACUGACUGCAGUGGAGAUGAAGUACCAACCAAGUUCCCUCAGGUUGUUUUAUUCCUGUUAGAAAGAAAAAUGGGAGCCAGUCGAAGAGCUUUCCUCUCUCAGCUCGGUCGAAAGAAAGGAUUUCAGGUGGAGGAGUUGUUCAGUAAAAGUGUCACACAUUUAAUUUCUGAGAACAACUCUGACGAUGAGGUCAGGGCGUGGCUGGACUCACAGGGCCGGACACCUGCUCACCUUCUGGACAUCAGCUGGUACACAGAGAGCAUGCGUGAAGGCCGUCCCGUUGAAAUACUGGACAGACAUAAACUACAGGAGCAGCAGAUCAAUGAAGCAGAGGUUGUGGUGUUCUCCGUCCCCAGCUACGCCUGUCAGAGAAGGACCACUCUGGACGACCACAACGCCAUCCUCACUGAUGCGUUGUCGCUCCUGGCUGAAAACGCUGAGCUCAGUGAGGACGAUGGACGAGGUGUCGCAUUUCGACGUGCCGCCGCCGUGUUGAAGGCUCUCCCCGAACGGGCGACGGACAUGACGCAGCUCAGAGGGCUUCCCUGUCUGGGAGAACACUCACUCAGCGUCAUCAAAGACAUUUUGGAGAAUGGAGCGUCAAGUGAAGUUGAAUCUACAAAGCAGUCCGAGCGGUAUAAAGCGCUGAAGGUUUUAACAGGUAUUUUUGGAGUUGGAGCAAAAACAGCAGACCGAUGGAUCAGAGAGGGGAUACACGGCCUUCGCCAGUUACAGGAUUCAGGACAAACGCUCAAUCGAGCGCAACAAGCAGGUCUGGAGCACUAUGAUGACCUCAACCAGCCGGUCACUAAGGCAGAAGCGGACGCCAUCGGUGAGAUUGUGGAGAGAGCUGUCGUUUCUGUGUUGCCAGGCGCACAGAUGACUCUGAUUGGAGGAUUCAGGAGAGGAAAGCUGACAGGCCACGAUGUUGACUUCCUGAUAACACACCCAGAGGAGGGCAGAGAGGUGGGGCUGAUGCCUAAAGUGGUCUCCAGGUUGGAAUCACAGGGUUUCCUGUUGUACCAGAAAACUACAAGAAACUCUUACCUGGAGUCUACGGACGGUCCUGCUCGGCCCGCCUCCAACAUCGACCGCUUUGAGAGGUGUUUCUCCAUCUUUAAACUGGCCAAGGAGGAGGAACCAGGAACAAAACAGCCAGAGACACUGACAGAAAAUGGCGUGCAGAUUCUCAACGCACCCGAGGACACGUGCAGACUUGGAGCCCACAUGCAGGCAGAUUCAAAUCCACAAUCACUUUCGCAUACUUCGAGUGAGGCUGGCGAACACAGCCGCCAUGCGUCUGGUAGAGAUGAAGAACCGGAGGUGGAGCAGACAAAACCUGCCGGACAUAAACCGUGGAGAGCUGUGAGAGUGGACCUGGUGGUCUCGCCGAUCAGCCAGUUUGCUUUUGCUCUGCUGGGCUGGACGGGAUCCAAGUUGUUCGAGAGAGAGCUACGACGUUGGGCGGGGCGCGAGAAGGCCAUGUCUCUGAGCAGCCAUGCUCUGUAUGAUAACAAACAGAGUAGGUAUCUGAGAGCGACGUCAGAGGAGGAGAUAUUUGCUCAUCUUGGUUUGGAGUACAUCCCACCAUCAGAGAGAAACGCCUGACUAGACCUGAGGAGCUCCUGCAGGAGGACCAAGCAAAGUCCCAUCUGAGGAUCUUAUAACUUGGAGGCAGGAAGGUUAACGUAGCCUCUGCUGUUCAGGCCGAAAACAGCCCUGCGUUUAAAAAAAUGCAAGUGAAAAUGCAAGACAACGCAAUAGGAUGCAGAAAUACUGAGUAACAAAUCCAAGACUUUGAAGGUUUAUAAUGUUUUAAAGUUUAUAAAACUAUGAGACACGAUUUUACAACUCUGGAAAGUUAUCAACAAUGAUUUUAUCUUUCGUCGCAACACUCGCGAGGUAAACAGUAGAAAUACAGCGUUCAUGUUACAAAAUAAUGUACCAGGAAUGUGCUCUUGCAUGUAUUUGGUUGGCCGCCGGAGCGGCUCGCUGGAUGACGUUUUUACAGGAUGAAAAGUUCAACUUUUUUGCCGGACGACCCUGCGUUUUGCCGGAGCAGUCUAAUACAACUGUCCUGCAAUAAAUCCUCCUUACAUGAAGGUUACAAUGUUCAGUUUUUUACUAUAGCAUUAUACAGGGAGGUGUUUCUGUUAUUUAGCCUAGCCUCAUUGAUAUAAAUGGGGUGGACAAAAUAAUAGAAACACGUGUCAGUGUGUCGAGACGGGUUUAGAGAGACUGUGGUCAUUUUGGAGGCUGCAGUUUGUGCUGCUGUUGAACUGUAUCGUGUUAUGCUGGCAGGCGUUUCUGUUAUUUUGCCAUUUAUAUCAAUGAGGAUACAGUUCAACAGCACCACAAACUUUUAUUUUAGUCACUAAGUCAAUAUUUUGCACAUUCCAGUCUCUUCAUUUUAAACACUGCAGCUAAUUUCACUUAAGAAUAGAUAUAUUUUACAUAUUUUUAAUGUAAAAUUCUAGAUUAUAUUUAUGAUUGCUUGACUUUUGCAGUACUUGUUUUUUCUGUUACUUUGUAUAUUUUGGCUGUUAUGCACGGCAACACCAAGGCAAACUCCAUAUAUGUGAAAACCUACUUGAUACUACUGUUAAUAAUACUAAUAAACCUGUUUCUGAUUUCAGAGCUACAGCCUCCAACAUGAUCACACAGCUGAAUCAACACCUCUCUGAAACAGUUUCACCAAAAACUGAACAUUAUAACCUUCAUGGAGGGACUAUUGUAUUCGACUGCAUUAGUUUUAGCUAGCUGUGCCUAAUAAACUGGCAACUGAGUGUAGGUAUCCUCAAUUAGAAAUUCAAAACUGAGAUAAUAAGUGCUGUGAUCUUGCUGCUACCUCUGUAACAUGUUUGUUUUUAUCUGCUGAACUCCAAUCUGGUCUUGCACUGCUUAUGUUUUACAAUAAAAGAUGUAUAGAUUGAGUCUUAAA
Messenger RNA from Siniperca chuatsi (mandarin fish), 3326 nucleotides. It is a transcript of the gene polm, whose product is annotated as polymerase (DNA directed), mu. Gene Ontology annotation, cellular component: nucleus. The coding region runs from base 341 to 1993 and encodes 550 amino acids. The transcript has 11 exons. Gene Ontology annotation, biological process: double-strand break repair via nonhomologous end joining. The record is from RefSeq and is a predicted model, not a curated record. NCBI's taxonomy places the organism in Eukaryota, Metazoa, Chordata, Actinopteri, Centrarchiformes, Sinipercidae. Gene Ontology annotation, molecular function: DNA-directed DNA polymerase activity; DNA binding.